AUGAAGCAGUUCCAGAAAAGAAGGAGUUCGACAUUAACCUAUGCUCGACUUGGCAUUCUGAAAGACAACGAAUGCAGAAAGAAGUUCCGCCAACGAGUAUUGAUAAAUAUUGGAUUAUGUACCAAGAAGAGAGCGGAUGACGCUGACUCUUUCACUAAAUGCACUCAGGACGCUGCAAAGAAAACGCUCCCAGUUUUAGCAGCGAGAAAGAAGUUCGCCCAUGCAUCUGCGGAGGCAAGAUCCAUGUACAAUUCUGUAUCUGUAGCCUGCACUAACACUGCACUUGGUGGAUUUAUCCAGUAUAGGCGUCUGAGAAGGCGGUUGCGUCGCCAGCUGGAACGUGUUCGUGAGGACGAAUAG
Messenger RNA from Necator americanus (New World hookworm), 360 nucleotides. RefSeq lists its product as uncharacterized. The coding region runs from base 1 to 360 and encodes 119 amino acids. The transcript has a single exon. The record is from RefSeq and is a predicted model, not a curated record. Lineage: Eukaryota; Metazoa; Nematoda; Chromadorea; Rhabditida; Ancylostomatidae.